UCAAGCAUGAUGGCAUUCGCGUCGCCGUAAGGCAUCAGACCCUAAACAAUCAAUCAGCUGGUUCCCUGUGGACAUAGCAAGAUCACGCACCGCCAAGGAUCCUCUACCAGCCAUCCGAUAACGACCCGAGUUGUAUAGGAUGAUGAGGUCAAUUCCCCCCGCCUCUUGUAUCUUUGCACUGAGCCCAACCCCUGCACCUCCGCCCACAAUCGCCACCCCUCGGCUGAUGUUAUCUCUCAGCCGCUCCAGCACUUGCUGUCGCUUCGAGGUCACUUUCUCCGUCAUUCAAGUUGUGGACCUCUGACGAGAAUAGUGCCCCGCACUUUUUCCACGAGCUCCGUCUCGCAUCCACAUGUAUGACAUAAUCCGAGGCAAGGCCCAGGCUCCAUAUCGUCAAACGUGUUGGGCCAAGGUCUCCCAGACCUGAUCUGCUUUAACAAUGCCACCCACUGUCGCAGUUAUAGGUACCUGCGACACCAAGUUAGAGGCUCUUCUCUUCAUCAAAAGAACUAUUCAAUCAACUGCCGUCUGCGAGGCUAUCCUGAUCGACAUCGGGUCCUAUCCUCCAUCUGAUUUGUGCGACAUCGACAUUCCCCGCUCAGAUGUACUGAAGGAAUGUACAUCUACUGUUCAUGAUACAUCUUCCCGCAGUCAAGCUCUGGAGACUAUGACCAUCGCCUUAACUCAGCUCCUAGCACGUCUACACUCAACUCAGAGUAUCGCAGGGGUCAUUGGCGCGGGAGGCUCGGGCAAUACGAGUGUCUGCACGAAAGCAUUCCGAGAUGCCCUACCCAUCGGCUUUCCCAAGCUGAUGUUGUCCACCAUGGCAUCCGGGGAACGUUGCCCACUAUGGAUGGCGAAACAUUCUCUUAUUCGUGCGGAUUUGAAGUCAUCACGCCCGACUAUUGCAGUCAGCAUGUUUGGCUUGACCACUCCAUGUGUGCAAGUAGCUACCCAGAAGCUGGAGGAGCUGGGAUACUCUGUAAUGGCAUUCCAUGCUACAGGUGCUGGGGGCUUAGCAAUGGAGAGACUCGUCCGCGAGGGUCAUUUUGUUGGGGUCCUUGACAUCACCACUACUGAGCUUGCGGAUGAACUAGUGGGUGGUGUACUCACUGCUGGUCCUCGUCGUCUCGAAGCAGCAGCAAGGUGUGGUAUUCCACAGGUGGUGUCAGUGGGAGCCUUGGAUAUGGUAAACUUUGGACCAGCGGAUACCAUUCCGAAACAAUUCCAGGGGCGACUAUUCUGUCAUCACAACUCUUCAGUCACCCUGAUGCGCACCUCCCGCGAGGAAUGCUCAAAGCUCGGUCAGAUCAUGGUAGAAAAGCUGAAGGGAGCACCCACCGAUAAGACACGCGUUAUCCUGCCCUUGCAAGGCUUUUCGGGUAUCGACAAAGACAAAGGUCCAUUUCGCGAUGCUGAAGCGGACGGCGCUCUACUGGACGCACUGAAGAGUGGUUUGCUGUGUCCAGUGGAAGAGCUUGGUGUGAAUAUCAAUGACCCUUCUUUCGCAUUGAGGGUCGCCCAGGCGUUGCACGAGCUGUUACUGGACAGUAGAUUGUAAUGUGGUAGAAAUAGCAGUGAAAUUCUCGAUUUUUGCAAUACCAGCAUGUAGUAUAGAUAGGGAAUAGCAGGCAAAACAGUUACAAUGUAGCGAACAAGCAGUUAUCCACGUCCAUUCAAAGUCCCAUGUCCAUGGCCGUUGUACAGCUGCAGUGUAGCAUAUCGGUCUCGGUGAAUGUGCGACAAGGGAGACAAGAGAGGCUAUGGUUACAAUAUUAAACGAGAAAGAGAAAGAUGAAGAGAUGAAGAGGCGGCGAUACUCAACAUAGUGACGGAUAUACAAACUAGGAAGACAUUCGGCACAAAACAUAUAAAUCUAUAUCCAAUGUUAGCGAUCAAGGAUUUUUUACAUUCCUCUGCAGAGGGAAAGAGAAAGGUCAUAAAUUCGUGAAGGGGCUAGCUUUAGUAGGGCACGCUACCCAUACCCAU
Messenger RNA from Suillus bovinus, 1989 nucleotides. RefSeq lists its product as uncharacterized. The coding region runs from base 440 to 1561 and encodes 373 amino acids. Lineage: Eukaryota; Fungi; Basidiomycota; Agaricomycetes; Boletales; Suillaceae. The transcript is spliced from 2 exons. The record is from RefSeq and is a predicted model, not a curated record.